Messenger RNA from Opisthocomus hoazin, 1014 nucleotides. NCBI's taxonomy places the organism in Eukaryota, Metazoa, Chordata, Aves, Opisthocomiformes, Opisthocomidae. The record is from RefSeq and is a predicted model, not a curated record.
AUGGGUUUUGCCGAAGACAAAGUGUACGACUACAUUUUGAAAAACCUCAAGAAUUUCAAGAACAUCCGUGUGGCAUCGCUGGCCGAUUCCCUGAGCUGCCUGACCGAUGCUGACAGAGAUGAACUUCACUCCCGGGAGGAAACGCGGGGCAGCCAGGCGACCGUCUAUAGGUUUUACCAGCACCUGAAGUGCUGGAAGGGCUGGGUGCCGGAUCUCAUCAACGCGCUGCGCCAGAACAACGCGGGGCACCUGGCUGACGAGCUGCAGCACGUGUAUGACUCCUGCCAAGCCCGGCUCCAGCCCCCAGACUCACUGCAAAAAACCCAGGCUGCGCCCGGUCCCCAGCACGGCGAGCCCCCAGGCAGCUUCGUGGAUGUGUACAGCCCCCUCCUCGUACAGCAGCAGUUCGAUGCGGAGCAGAAGCGGGUUGAGAUGCAGCGAGAGCACGGAGGAGGUGGAGAUGCUGAGAUGGAAACCACCCCAGUUGCUACUCCUGUGUCCAGAGGCACUUCCCUGUCCUGCGACACCUCUGUGAAGCCUCCGGUACAAGAGAGCAAACUGCCCGAGGGGGAGAUGGCCAGCAGCACCCUCUCCAUGCUGACGAAGGAGAAAGGGCUCCCGGCCUCGGCAGACCCUCUCCCGACUGUUGCAGGAAGCUCUGAAGGCACGUCUGGAAGGACGGCCUCCCGGGUGAGCUCUGCCACGAGCAUCUGGGCGUCGUGGAGCAACGUGGAGAGGGAUGUGGAGCUCAGCAAGCCGGGCGACCUCCUCUCCACGCCUGGGGAGAGCCCUGAGCUCGGGGCAGGCAACGACCUCCGACACGGAGCCGGUCCCCUUGGGAAUUCUCCAGAUUUUGACUCGGGCGGGGGCCGUGGCGCUGCGACCAGCUCCCCUCAGGCCAAAGUCCCCCCAGGGGACCGCAGCGGAUCGUCCCUGCCGUACAUCGUUCCAGCGGUGGGCAUCGCUCUGAUUUCAGCUGUGGCGUUUCUGGUGUACGCUCGGCUGCAGAAGUAG